Molecule: messenger RNA, 7133 nt
Organism: Lates calcarifer (barramundi perch)
Lineage: Eukaryota; Metazoa; Chordata; Actinopteri; Centropomidae
Gene: epb41l2
Product: erythrocyte membrane protein band 4.1 like 2
Exons: 24
Coding region: 273-3392 (1039 amino acids)
Biological process (GO): cortical actin cytoskeleton organization
Cellular component (GO): plasma membrane; cytoskeleton
Molecular function (GO): structural molecule activity; actin binding
Source: RefSeq, a predicted model, not a curated record
CUCUGAGGGAGACAGGAGAGGAUGGAGGAAGAGAGAAAAUGGCAAUGACAGUUUGUAGGACAAGUGUUUGCUAAGAGGUGGGAAGUGAAAGUUAAGGAAAGGAACGCGAACAGAGAGAUAGGUGGAAGCAACGAGAGAUUAAAGAGCAAAAAGAAAGUGAGAAGGAACAGAGAGAAAACAGGAGGUGAGGAGAAGUAAAGGGAAGUGGCAAAAGCAAAGGAGUUACAGGGGAAGAGAGAACAACAGACACAACGAUAGGUUGACCUGUCACCAUGACAACAGAAGCAGGCUCUGAGACCGAGGUGAAGGAGAAAGCAGAGGAGUCAGCUGCUCAGCCGGACCAAUCAGAGAAGGCGACGGAAGAAACCCAGGAAGCAGCGAACGCGGAGGUAGAGGAGAAAGAGAAAGAGAAGGAGAAGGAGAAAGAGGGGAAAGACGGGAAGGGAAUAUCUCGAUACCUGCCAACAUGGCUUAAGAAACAGAAGUCUCAAGGCCAGACCUCCCCAACCAAAGAGGUCCCACCCACAGAGGAAGCUGCUAGCACAGUGACGCGUGAAGAGGAGGGGCCUGCCCCAGCAGUGAACGGUCACGCAGAGGAAGUGGAAGAGAAGGAGGCAGUAAAGUCCGAGCAAGUGAAGGAAAAAGAAGCAGAAUCUCAUUCCAACGCCAGCGCAGACACUGAGCCUGCCAAGGAAGAGAAGGUGGAAGAGAGCGCUGGAAGUCCCGAAGAGACCAAGGAGGCAACAGAGGGAGAAGAAGAAGGGAAGGAGAAGAAGGAGCAGCAGCAGGAAGGAGAGGUGCAAGGUGAAGGGGAGGGAGGAGGAGACAGCCAGACCUCCAUUUUCCAGUCUCCUCUUCGUCUGGUGAGGAAGACCAAGAUGAAGCUGGUGGUGUGUCACGUGACCCUGCUGGACGGGUCCGACUUCACCUGCGAGGUGGAGAAACGUGCUAAGGGUCAGUACCUAUUCUUUAAGGUGUGCGAGCACCUGAAUCUACUGGAAAAAGACUACUUUGGACUCACAUACCAGGACAGCCAUGAAGAGAAGUGUUGGUUGGAUCCUACGAAGGAAAUCAAGAGACAGAUACGCAGUAACAACUGGCAGUUUGCAUUCAAUGUCAAGUUCUACCCUCCUGAUCCCUCACUGCUCACUGAAGACAUUACCAGGUACCUGUUGUGCCUGCAGCUCCGUGAAGAUGUGGCUUCUGGUCGACUGCCUUGCUCAUUUGUCACUCACGCUCUGCUGGGGUCAUACACAUUGCAGGCAGAAUUUGGUGACUAUGAACCCGACCAACCUCGGCCUCUGGACUACAUCAGCCAGCUGACCUUUGCACCCAAUCAGAACAAAGAGAUGGAGGAGAAGAUUCUUGAACUCCAUAAGUCCCAUAGGGGAAUGACACCAGCACAAGCUGAUGCCCAGUUUCUAGAAAAUGCAAAGAAACUGUCCAUGUAUGGGGUGGACCUGCACCAUGCCAAGGAUUCUGAGGGUGUGGACAUCAUGCUGGGUGUGUGCGCCAACGGACUCCUGGUUUACAAAGACAGACUUCGGAUAAAUCGCUUUGCUUGGCCCAAAAUACUCAAGAUUUCAUACAAGAGGAACAACUUCUACAUUAAGAUCAGACCAGGAGAGACGGAGCAGUUUGAGAGCACGGUGGGAUUCAAACUCCAGAAUCAUCGAUCUGCCAAAAAGCUGUGGAAAGUCUGUGUGGAGAAUCAUAGUUUCUUCAGGUUAAAUGCCCCAGAACCUCCCACCAAGGCCCGCUUCUUGACUCUGGGCUCCAAGUUCCGCUACAGUGGACGAACCCAGGCCCAGACCCGCCUCGCCAGCUCCCUCAUAGACCGACCCGCUCCCAGCUUUGAACGCACCUCGUCGAAACGCAUCAGCCGCAGUCUGGACGGAGCACCAGUGAUCAGCAUAACUGAAGCUGGGAGGGACACAGCUGAGAACGGACGUGAGCCCCGUCUGGAGCUCCACUCUGACUCUAAGGUUAAGGAGGUGGACUUAAGCCCUGGUGAUGCUGAAGCCACACCUACCCAGUCACUUGGAGCCAGUGAGGCUGCCCUCUCUCAGGACCAUGAUAAGACCCAAGACGAGGUUCUGAAACACCAAGCUAGCAUUAGCCAGCUAAAACGCUCCUUUAUGGAGGCGCCACCUCCCUCUCCUCCUCAGCCCAACCAGUGGGAGAAACGUCUCACCUCCUCCCCCGCUACAACGAUACGUAUUCAGCAGCAACAAGUGGUGAGUGUGCCCCAAACGGAAGCAGCCGCAGCCGAUAGCGCGAUCUCUGAUACCAAAGAACCCGCAAAGACGGCCGAAGUUGAAAUCGAAGAAACCGUUGUCGUCCAAGAGGUUUCCAAAGCAACCAAACCUGGACUUGUCACAGUUACAAGCAGCUCUCCCACUGGCCCACCUGCAGAGCAGGAAACAAGAGAGCAGGAAGUGAAGGUUGAAGUGGAAGUAGUGGUAGCAGGGGAAGCAAAAGCAGUGAAGCAGGAGAGCGUUUCAUCUGAGAGCGAGAGCGAGGAAGAAGCGGAGUACCACCCGAAUGUCUCUGUAUCCUUCUCUCAUACACAAAUACCAGAAGAGAAAGAAGAGGAUGAAGAGCAGGAGAAGAAAGAAGAGGAUAAGAUAGCGGAGCAGGAUGUGUCUGCUCCAGAUGCUGCCGCUCCACUUCCAGCUGAAAUCACUCAGCCCGCAGAAGAAACCAAACAAGAGGUAGAGGAGUCCAGUAAAGAGGACACAGAGGCAGAGAAGAAUAAGAACACAGAGCAGGAGAAAGAAGGUGAGAGGGAGACGGAGGAAAGCACCGACGAUCCAAUGAUAACACCCGAUGAAGCUCCUAACGGUCUCGCCCUGCCCGAGGAGGAGGCCGAGACCGGGCUGGUCGCCCCUGCAGAGGAAGACGAGGAGCCCAAAAUGAACGGAGAAGCCUCUCUGGUUGAAGCAGAAUCCCGACCACAGGUUAUUUGUUGCUCUGAGCCACCUGUGGUAAAGACAGAAAUGGUGACAAUAUCAGACACGUUUGCAGCCCAGAAAACUGAGAUAGCUACAAAAGAAGUGCCCAUCGUACAUACGGAAACCAAGACCAUCACUUACGAAGCCGCACAGUUGGAUGGUAAUGGCGAUGGUGAGCCCGGAGUGUUAAUGACUGCUCAGACAAUCACCUCUGAAUCCCUCUGUACUACUACGACCACACACAUCACCAAGACGUUAAAGGGCGGCCUAUCAGAGACGAGGAUCGAGAAACGCAUCGUCAUCACCGGCGACUGUGACAUCGAUCACGACCAGGCACUGGCCCAGGCCAUUAAGGAGGCCAAAGAGCAACAUCCUGACAUGUCUGUUACCAGAGUGGUGGUUCAUAAAGAAACUGAACUGGCUGAGGAGGAGGAUUGACUGAACUCAGAGCUGAAGGGCCCAUCAUGACUGUUUUCUCUGUUGACGUUGAUCGACCUUCAUCACCCCGAGACGACCGACCUUGACUGACGGAAGACGAGGAGAGGAGGAGCAGCUAAAGAACAGGAGGGAGAAGGGUCAGACUGAUGGAGAGAAGUUGCCAGUCGGGUUUUUUCUUACAUGUCUGUGGUGCAUCUAUAAAUCCCUCACUCCAAAACCAAGUAAAAGAAAAAUAAUAUCCUUGCUGUUUUUGAGGGAAGAAAAAGAACCACUUUGUUAGCUUAACAUUCGUAGCGUGUUUUUAUUUUUUAAUAGUGCUUUUUUUUCUUUAACUGUUUGUUUUACAAAAAGAGAGAUGAUAGUGUUUCUGUCGUGUAUUGAAAAAAUAAAACUUAUAGGAAUGCACUGAUAACAAAUUCUGAUGAGAUACAAGGCUAAAAAUGAUGACUAUAACUGUACUAAUGAUUUCACCAGUACCAGUGACCUUCAGUAAAAAAAGUUUUGUUUUCUUUUUAAUUCCACACACAGGAGCUUUUAUCUUGAUCAUUAUUUUUGUCAAAAAGUUUGAUUUCUGUACUUGGAAUCUGUAUCAGCAGUGGAAAAGUGUUAUUGGUGCAUUCCUAAACAACAAAAAAAACAUUAUUUGUUAAAUUACAGCUCCCUCCCUCACAUCAGUAAGUGGAGAGAAACCGAAAUAUAACUCAAAACUUCAAAAACGUUUUACAGUAACAGGUAGGCUUGCAAGACAACACAGAAACACCACUGUCAGAUGAUGGUAGAAACCAGAUGUGUCACAUUAUCACAUUUUGUUACUAAUAAUUCCAGAACAUAGGGAGCUGUAACUUAAAAUACUGCAGUAAAAACCAAUCAGCCAGGUUUUUUUUUUUAUGAUUGUCUUUUUUUCUUGUAAGUAUAGUUAUUAUUCAUCCACAUUCCUUGUGUGUUGACUAGCAGCUGAGUGAGUUCAUUUUCAUUUCAUUUCACUUUUUAUGAAGGUCAAAGAAGACAAGACAUUUUAACAUUUACAGUAUGGAAGGAGUCUUAAUUGGAUCAGUGGGUUUAACUGUAUUUUACAGUUCAUUUUUACUAAAAGGAAAUGAAUUAGAGAUGAAAAUGAAUGACUUUAAAGCUGGUGUAUACAACUUUCUGUACAGUAAACUAAAUGAAGGUUAUUAGAUGGGAGCAGUAAUCCAGCUUUUCAUUAGCUAAACGCUCUCCCUGGGCCCGCCCACCGUACGACACUAACCAUUCCUACUGGGCCGCGGGGGAGCGAGGGAGCAGUAGACUGACUUUUGAUUGGGAGAUAGAGGGGACCAGUAAACAGAAGGAUAACUGGGAGAUAGAGGCGGUGCUGCAUGGUGCCGACCGUCGCCUACUUGGGAGUGAAAAAGAAUUUGAACAUUGAUGCAUGUUGGCCUUUUUUUCUAUGGCAAUGGCAAGUUUCAGUCAUGUUAUUCUGCAUCCUGCGGUGAGUUAUAGCAGUUUUAAUGUACUUAGGACAAAGCUUAACACACAAUCUGCAAUUUUAAAUUAUUCUAAGAGAGUUUUGUGCCGUGACCAGCACAGGUACCAAAAUGAGGACACGCAGCUGGAACAACUUGAAACCAGUUCUGUCCGAAGUUCAGAAUAAAGCAAGUUCUACCAGUUUGCUAACUCUGCAUCAGAGCCUGUUUGUCGUCGUAGUUCAGCACUUAAGCUCACUCCCAGCUUCAUUUCACGUCAACAAAACCUGCUAGAUAUAAUGAGAUUUGGAAGCGAAUUAAGCAUGUCUUCACGCAUUUUUAUCCUGAAAGAGUAUCUUGAGUGAGUAUAGAUAGAAGGCCACUGUGUUGAUUGGUUUGAGAGUGUGUUGAUAACAGAUUAUCUCUUCGGCUCAUACAGUACGUUUAGAUAAGUUUAUCUUUGACACGAUGCCGGCUGCUGUGUUGUAACUGUUUUCACAGCGACCAAAUAUUCUGCUGCGUUAAUGUGAUUUUUUUGUGUUUCAGUUUCCAAAUUACAUUCAGCUGUUUCUACCACGCAAACACAACACUCUGAAUCUAACACCACACAACAAACAGACGUGGAAACAGUUACAGCAUAAUAGUGAAAUGCAGCUUAAAGGGAAGUGUAUCAGAGGGUUUGAAGUGCUCUUGAAACCCCCUAAAUGGAAUCUCAUGAUGUUUUAUUCAUUUUCUGUGUCCUUUAACCCAAAUGUUGAGCAGACUUCCACUUAAAUGUGACUUUGUUUAAAUGUUGGUGGGAUUAAAUGGGUUAGAACAAAGAGCUCCAGUCUAAUGCAUUUAGUCGACACAGAUUUUGAGUGUGAGCAGCGAAAAACAAAAACACAUUCUUUAAAAUCCAAUUGAUUGUAUUCAGAGAAGUGCCACAAAUUUAUUUAUAUAAAAACAUUCCACCUGGACUUGCCUAGGUUUGACCCUCCUGUCUGACUGGACAUAGUGACAUUUUACAUUGGACUCAACACAAUAGUUAAUCUGCUUUUAAUGAAGAAAUAUUGACACAUUCUCCUCAUCUAAAAUAGUGUGUACCUCCAUAAUUUGAAGCCAUUUUAAAACUUUCUUUCUGGACUGACACACGUCCAGAUGAUGGAGUGGUAAUGACCGUCUUGGCGUUUUUAUUGGGAAACACUGGUUUGACUUCUACUAUGCAGUUAAAUGACAUUCCAGACGAGGGGAAAAGCUUUAACCUCUAACCCUCUUGUAAAGAGACAAAGUAGCAGAAAAAAAAAAAAAAAACACCAGGCAGCUUUGGAAGCUUUCACUGUUCAAAACAAAAAACCUUUUAAAAAAGCAUUGGUAAUAUCACAGCAAUGGUAUUUGUAGCUUUUCUCGUAACUUGUCGUCUUUUCCUUCUGUGGAACUGGUGUAGUUGUUGAAAGGUGGGAUCUGUUGUGCCCCCCUCUCUUGAAUAUUUAUAACAUCGUCACAGUGUUUUUUGACAUUGAAGGAACACCGCUACCAAUCAAAUUUUCUGCCACCAUUUCCUUUUUGUACUUUUAGCCACAGAUUUAACCUCUCUUCAGGAGUGGGGGUGUCUGGGCUCUUUUAUCCUGUCACAGGAGCUUUGGGGCUGCGAGGUCAGGUUCUUCCAAAAUGUUUGUAGCUCUUUCUCAUGAGUUUUUAUGUGAGAUUUACCCUGAGAAAAAAACAGAAUGACAAAUGAAUGUCUUUCCAACAGUAACUUUUAUUAAGAUAAAUUUAAAAAAAAACAACAAAGAUGGAGUUGGGGUUGACUUUUGGAAGUUUUACGCUGUUACCACGGAAACUCCAUAAGGUCUUUAUAUACAGUCCAUAAAGGGCACUCGUGGAUAAGAAAAAGAUGAUUCUAGGCCAGCUGAUUUUAAAACUGUCAGGGAUCUCAACAUUAUGGAGGGCAUCGUUACAUUCAUCCGAUUCACACAAUGUCAUGACUUCCUGUAUGUGGGGGCUGAUGUUUUAUCAUUGGCGUAUAAUCUCAUAAUAUUUAAAUCUCAGGCUCUGUACUACAGUUUGGACAGAUAAGACAGAAACCAGCAUCAUUUUGUAUUUUAAUCACAUUAAAAAAAACCUCACUUUCAACAAAACUUUAUAAAGAAACAAGUUUUGGAAAACCAACCAGCGGCCUCAUUGCUCCCUCGUAGCCAACCAAUGAUCACCAGUAGGGUUUUUCUAUCUAGCAGCUUAAUUGUCUUGUGUCUCCCCCAACACACAGUCACUCCUCCCCUGUGUAACACUGUUUAAAUAAAGGAUUGUUACUCUGAAA